Molecule: messenger RNA, 1619 nt
Organism: Magallana angulata
Lineage: Eukaryota; Metazoa; Mollusca; Bivalvia; Ostreida; Ostreidae
Product: tektin-2-like
Exons: 6
Coding region: 153-1421 (422 amino acids)
Biological process (GO): cilium movement involved in cell motility; cilium assembly
Cellular component (GO): microtubule cytoskeleton; nucleus
Source: RefSeq, a predicted model, not a curated record
GUUACUUCAAGUGCAUUUGACCAAUCGCAUUGGGGCUUACGUUUGGUAUCGGUCGGUGUUUAGAUAGCAACCAUCCGAAGGACUAGGGAAAUAUUUAGUGGCCUAGUCAACAUAGGGACAUUCUUAACUUAGGCGAGGAAAAAGAAAAAAAAAUGGCAACUGCUUUACGUCCAAACACAAGAUACCAGCCCCCUGACUGGUUUACCAACAACUACACCAUCUCCACAAAUGCUGAAAGGCAAAGAGAUGCUUCCCAUCAAGUCCGUCAGGAAAGUCGGUUCCUCAGAAACGAGACUGACAACCAGACAAAAUGGGAUCAACACUCUAACAAUGUCCGCCUGGCAGACAGAGUAGACAACAUCAGGCAAUGGAAAGAAAUCCUGGAGAAGACCUUGGCUGACAUUGACAAGGAGAUUGCAGAUUUAUCUGAUGCCAAGGAACUCACAGAACAGGCCCUGGAGGCCAAGAAUCUUCCUAUGGAUGUAGCCAUUGAGUGUCUGACUCUGAGAGAGGGACGCCAGGGCAUUGAUGUGGUACAGGAUGAGGCUGAAAAUCAGCUGCACAAGGAAGUAGAGGUCAUUGAGGGAAUCAAAAAAGCUCUUCAGCAGAAAGUUGGAGAUUCCUUUGAACAGCUGUGUCUUCUGCAAGAAGCCAGACAGCAACUCCAGGCUGACCUCCAGGACAAGAACAUUGCCCUGGGAAUAGAUGUUGAUCAGUACAAUCUCUCCGACAGGUCACCCGGCAUCAGCUUCAAACCAGACUCCCUGCGGGUACCAAAGGGAAGCACCACCCCUCAACAGUGGGAGGACUUCAGUCGGUACAACAAGGAGAGGGCCGAGGCCGAGAUGAAAGCUUCAACCUGUUUGAGGGAGGCCAUCCACCACACCCUGCAGCAGUGUGACAACGACCUAGAGGCCCAGAGAAUCGCCACCGAGUACGCCUACAGAAAGAGAAUCCAUGAGUUUGAGAGAGCCAAGGGCGAGCUGGAAUGGCAGAAGAAAAACACUGAGGAAGAAAUUGCCGAGUUAGAAAAUGACAUCAGAGGUAUUGAGGAGAAAAUCAGAGCCAAGAUUGCACCAAUGAAGCUUGCUCAAACUCGCCUGGAGAAUCGCACCUACAGGCCAAACGUUGAACUCUGUCGGGAUGCUCCUCAGUAUGGACUUACAGAUGAAGUCAAACAGUUGGAGGCCACAAAGAGAGCUCUGGAGGAGAAACUAAAACAGGCCAAGCAUGCCCUUGAUGGUUUGGAACAGAACCUUCACAGAAUAAAUGAUGAUCUUGCUCAGAAAAUUAAUUCUCUUAAUUUGGACAAUAAAUGUAUGGAUGUUCGUAAAAAACUUCAGAUUCGCCCACAGACUGCACUAGAGAGGAAUUUAACCCUUACUGGAAUUCAGAGGGAGAGGUCACACAUCUUGGCAUAAUUUUCUCCAAAACCUAGGGAAAAGAGUGCAUUUCAAUAUCAAACUGUGUCAAGCGUUUUACGAUAUCAGUAUUUUGAAAAACAAAUGUCAUAUGUGAUCAUGGAAUAAUGGAUCAAAGUUUUUAUAGUGUUAUAAUAUAUUAUGUUUUAAACUGAUUAUGGGAUAAAAGAAUUGAAGAUAUAAAGUUGAUCGAGUCAA